CUGAUAUUCUGUUUCUGCAGGCUGCAGGAGGCUGAGGAAAGCUCCACACCAUGGCAGAAGCAGGCUGCCCGCAGAGCCAGGAGCAGGAUGCAGCUCUGUCCCGGGGCAGCGGCCGCUGCAAGUGGUUCAACAUGCGGCUGGGCUUCGGCUUCCUGUCCAUGAGCAGCCGGGACGGAGCUGCUCUGGAGCCGCCGCUUGACGUCUUCGUCCACCAGAGCAAACUGCACAUGGAGGGCUUCCGCAGCCUCAGAGAAGGUGAGGCCGUCGAGUUCACCUUUAAGAAAUCAUCCAAAGGGCUGGAUUCUGUCCGGGUUACCGGGCCCAACGGAGCACCAUGUCUGGGCAGCGAGAGAAGACCGAAGAGCGCCCAGAAACGACGCUCCAAGGGUGACAGAUGCUACAACUGCGAAGGACCCGGCCAUCAUGCCAAAGAGUGUCAGCUGCCCCCUCAGCCCAAAAAGUGCCAUUUUUGUCAGAGUGUUUCCCACAUGGUGGCCAGCUGUCCACUCAAAGCGCAGCAGCAGCAGCAGCGGCAGCAGCAGCUUUCGUCUCCAAUCUCUCAGGGAACCCCUACCUCACAGAGGGACCAGGAAGAAGAAGAGGAGCAGAGCCAGGCCACCCUCAGAGUGAACCACUGAGGGAAACUGUGAGGGUGUCCACUGGAACACUGCUUAUACAGAAGAGCUACCUCAGGUUUUAUUUAUAGAGCGGCAACAUCAGGGUCAUCACUGUGGUACGGGUGUGAUGGGUUCUUCAAUAGAGUGCUGGCAGACAUGUCCACUUUGAAAACUUAUUUUUCUUUUUCUUUCCAAGUUCUUUUCCCACCUCAGAUAAGUGUCUUAGCUUUGAAAUGAAACAAUCCGACUCAGUGCUAGUUCAGCCGUGUAGUAACACCAGAUAUCAAGUCCCUGGGCUGAUCUGACAUGACCUGUGCCUCUGUUAACUGAGCCUUUUUUUGGGGGGGGGGGGGUUUAUAACUCUCCAAAGCAUUGCACACACACAGGGUGUGUGGCCUAAAGCACCAGAGUAGACUUGACUGAUAUAUGGGUUCGUAGAUAUUUGACAGGAGUCUAUGUCAGCGUGUUCUAUAAAACCUGCAUAAUGGGUAUAAUAGACCUUUUUUUAGCAGAUGUUUUCAUAUAUCAGAACAGGGAAAGCACAGGUGCAAUUUAUCA
Messenger RNA from Perca fluviatilis (European perch), 1175 nucleotides. Its product is annotated as protein lin-28 homolog A-like. The transcript is spliced from 4 exons. The record is from RefSeq and is a predicted model, not a curated record. NCBI's taxonomy places the organism in Eukaryota, Metazoa, Chordata, Actinopteri, Perciformes, Percidae. Gene Ontology annotation, molecular function: nucleic acid binding; zinc ion binding. The coding region runs from base 51 to 638 and encodes 195 amino acids.